AUGAUGAACAGUACAAGCAAUUCAGAGAUUUUGACCACAAAAGACUUGCUUGGUGGGUUUUCCAAGGUUGGUAACAAAGAUUUGGAUCUGGAAUUGCAAAUCACAAAAAGCUGGGAUGUGCCUGUUGAUUCAAAGUCUUCUGGGAAGGUAUACUUGCAGAGAUGCAACUCUGUAAGCUCACCAUUACCGUCCCUAAACAACAAGAAGCAUCGCAAACAGAGGACAACCCAAGAAUCAGAAUUUCAAGAUUCUAAGUCUCCACCAUUGAAAUUCUUGGAAGAAAGUUGCUUGGAGUUGAAACUUGUACCUUCAAUUAAUCAUUGUCAAAGUGUUUGCACUCUUGAUAAAGUUAAAUCUGCUUUGCAAAGAGCAGAGAAAGAGACCAUGACUAAGAAGAGAUCACCUCCACCACCACCAACCCCAACCCCACCAGCUAAUGACGUUAAAGAAGAUGAGAUUAGCACUACAUCAUCCUCGUCAAUAGGAGUGUUUGCUGCUGCUUGCCCUGGUUGUUUGCUAUAUGUGAUUGCAUUGAAGACAAACCCCAAGUGCCCUAGUUGCAACUCCACUGUUCCAUCUCCUUCAGCUAUAAAGAAGCCCAGAAUUGACCUCAAUGCUUCACUUUGA
This is a messenger RNA of Dovyalis caffra, 627 nucleotides long. Lineage: Eukaryota; Viridiplantae; Streptophyta; Magnoliopsida; Malpighiales; Salicaceae. The record is from the annotation of a GenBank genome assembly.